ACACCUUUAUCUCUACACAAAAAACUACUCUUUUUAACUUUUGGUUUCUUCUCUUUUCUUGUUUCUUGUCCUCCUCUGUACACUAUAAUUUCUCUCUUUGAGUUGAUGAGUGAAAGAGGGGGCUCUCGUUCUCUUGGAGGAGAGAGCCUGUGAUUUUUUUUAAUGGCCUUGUGUUUGCAGAGGGGAGGUGGAGGAGAAAGUGGAAGCAAAAACGAUAUGGAUAAUGGUAAGUAUGUGAGGUAUACACCAGAACAAGUUGAAGCUUUGGAGAGAGUUUAUGCUGAAUGUCCAAAACCUACUUCUUUGAGAAGACAACAGCUUAUUAGGGAGUGUCCUAUUCUCUCUAAUAUUGAACCUAAACAGAUCAAAGUUUGGUUUCAGAAUCGAAGAUGUCGUGAAAAACAAAGGAAGGAAGCUUCUCGUCUCCAGACUGUUAACAGGAAGCUGAGUGCUAUGAACAAGCUGCUGAUGGAAGAAAAUGACCGAUUACAGAAGCAAGUGUCUCAACUUGUGUAUGAGAAUGGCUACAUGAAACAGCAAAUCAAUACUGUUAGCAGCACGACCACAGAUACAAGCUGUGAAUCUGUGGUCGUGAGUGGUCAGCAGCAAAGAAAAAACCCAACACCUCAGCAUCCAGAAAGGGAUGCGAAUAACCCAGCUGGUCUUCUUGCAAUAGCUGAGGAGACCCUGGCAGAGUUCCUUGGAAAGGCUACUGGAACUGCUGUCGACUGGGUGCAGAUGAUUGGGAUGAAGCCUGGUCCGGAUUCUAUUGGUAUUGUUGCUGUUUCCCGCAACUGCAGUGGGGUAGCAGCACGUGCCUGCGGCCUUGUGAGUCUAGAGCCCACGAAGGUUGCGGAGAUACUCAAAGAUCGUCCUUCUUGGUAUCGCGACUGCCGUUGCCUUAAUGUACUGAGUGUAAUCCCUACUGGCAAUGGUGGGACAAUAGAGCUUAUUUACUUGCAGACUUAUGCUCCAACUACAUUGGCAACUGCUCGUGACUUUUGGACAUUGAGAUACACUACAAGUUUGGAGGAUGGCAGUCUUGUGAUAUGUGAACGAUCUCUGACAACAGCAACUGGUGGCCCAACAGGGCCUCCUGCUACAAGUUUUGUCAGGGCUGAAAUGCUACCAAGUGGUUACCUCAUAAGGCCUUGUGAGGGUGGGGGCUCAAUGAUUCACAUUGUUGAUCAUAUUGAUCUAGAUGCUUGGAGUGUCCCUGAAGUUCUGAGACCACUUUAUGAGUCUUCCAAGAUCCUUGCUCAGAAGAUGACUAUGGCUGCCUUGCGACACAUACGACAAAUUGCACAAGAAACCAGCGGAGAGAUCCAAUACACGGGGGGUCGCCAACCUGCUGUUUUGAGGGCACUAAGUCAGAGAUUAUGCAGGGGAUUUAAUGAUGCUGUUAGUGGAUUUGUUGAUGAUGGUUGGACUAUUAUGGAUAGUGAUGGUGUAGAGGAUGUAACAAUUGCUAUAAACUCAUCUUCAAGUAAAUUCCUUGGUUCACAGUACAACACCUUGUCAAUACUCCCUACAUUUGGAGGUGUUUUGUGUGCCAGGGCAUCAAUGCUUCUUCAGAAUGUUCCCCCUGCUUUACUUGUACGUUUCCUUAGGGAGCACCGUUCCGAAUGGGCAGAUUAUGGGGUUGAUGCUUAUUCUUCUGCAUCUCUUAAAGCCAGUCCAUAUGCUGUCCCUUGUGCCAGACCAGGUGGUUUCCCAAGUAGCCAGGUCAUUUUACCCUUAGCUCAGACUGUGGAGCACGAGGAGUUUCUUGAGGUAGUACGUCUAGAGGGUCCUGCUUUCUCACCAGAGGACAUUGCUUUAUCACGGGAUAUGUACUUGUUACAGUUAUGCAGUGGAGUUGAUGAGAAUGCUGCAGGUGCAUGUGCUCAGCUUGUUUUUGCACCUAUUGAUGAAUCUUUUGGUGAUGAUGCUCCAUUGAUUCCAUCUGGCUUCCGUGUCAUUCCACUGGAACCUAAAUCAGAUGUCCCUGCAGCAACUCGGACCUUGGAUUUAGCUUCGACUCUAGAAGCUGGAACUGGUGGGAGUGGGACACGUCCUGCUGGUGAAAUUGAAGCAGGCAAUUACAACCAUCGUUCAGUUUUGACAAUUGCAUUCCAGUUUACUUUUGAGAGUCACUACCAGGAUAAUGUAGCUGCAAUGGCUCGCCAAUAUGUACGAAGUAUUGUAGGCUCUGUUCAGAGAGUUGCAAUGGCCAUAGCACCUUCUCGACUCAGCUCUCAGUUAACACCUAAAUCCUUCCCCGGGUCACCUGAAGCUGUCACUUUGGCAAGGUGGAUUUCCCGGAGCUAUAGGGUGCAUACAGGAGGAGACCUGUUCCAGGUUGAUUCUCAAGCUGGUGAUGCUGUUCUGAAACAACUGUGGCACCAUAGUGAUGCAAUAAUGUGUUGCUCUGUAAAAAUGAAUGCAUCUGCAGUUUUUACAUUUGCAAACCAGGCUGGUCUUGACAUGCUUGAAACCACUUUGUUAGCUCUUCAGGAUAUAAUGCUUGAUAAGAUUCUAGAUGAAGCUGGUCGUAAGGUCCUCCUAUCGGAGUUCUCCAAGAUCAUGCAGCAGGGAUUUGCCUAUCUGCCAGCAGGAAUAUGUGUAUCUAGCAUGGGUAGGCCAAUAUCAUAUGAGCAAGCCAUAGCAUGGAAGGUUCUCAACGACGAUGAUUCCAAUCACUGUCUAGCUUUCAUGUUCAUAAACUGGUCUUUUGUUUAAGUUGUAAAACAGAUAAUCUAUAUAAGACUUUGGCAUUAUCAACCUUCUAAAUUAUGUCGGCACUCUGAAUGUUUUUAAUUUAAAGCUUGUAUGACAAUGUUGGCAAGGCUGUGUGGUUGGAUCCCAACUCUAUAUCUAUUGUAGUAGGAAAUGCCCUUUCUGUUA
Messenger RNA from Solanum tuberosum (potato), 2886 nucleotides. Its product is annotated as homeobox-leucine zipper protein ATHB-14-like. The transcript has 18 exons. The record is from RefSeq and is a predicted model, not a curated record. Lineage: Eukaryota; Viridiplantae; Streptophyta; Magnoliopsida; Solanales; Solanaceae. Gene Ontology annotation, molecular function: DNA binding; lipid binding; DNA-binding transcription factor activity. Bases 163 to 2721 code for a protein of 852 amino acids.